This is a messenger RNA of Stylonychia lemnae, 2865 nucleotides long. The record is from the annotation of a GenBank genome assembly. NCBI's taxonomy places the organism in Eukaryota, Ciliophora, Spirotrichea, Sporadotrichida, Oxytrichidae.
AUGAGCUAGUAUCAAACUUUGCAGUUUAAUGACCAGAGAUAGCAGUAAAUUAAUACUAGUAUUGGUUUGCAAAGCAUAAAAACUGCUAAUAUUAAUAAUAACAACGAGUAUAAUGUUCAGCAAUUCCAUACAAUAUCUGCUAACAAGGGAAACAUGCAAAAUUAGAAACGCUCGAUGUCUAAUCCUAAGGGAUAAGCAAAUGUGUACAUGAAUUCAAGGUUAAAAAAUAAUCUUGAAAAAUUUGAUUUGACAGCCAAUGGUUAGAAUAAAAAGGGCAGGUCGAAAUCAAGAAGAAUGAAUCCUCAUAAAACAUUAGAUGGAACGAUUGAAUAGUAUGGGAUUGAUUAAAGACAAACUUAGGCUAAGAUUUCUAUUGCUCAGCAGUUUGGAUACAACAAUAAUAAGCAUAAUUUCAGCUAUUUUAGCAAUAAUGAGUAAUAUGAUAAACUUGGCAUCAAAUAUAAUAAAUCUUAACUGAAUAAUCAGAUGGUUACAAGAAAAAGAGACAGAUCAAAUAUAUUAAAUGGAAACUUGAUUAAUCUAAAUGGAAUUAACAUGGAAGAAAAAAUGAGUAAAAGAUAUCAUUCUAAAAAAACUCAAUUGCUUAAUAAUGACGCAAAUGCAUCAAACAAUUAAACAAUACUUUUUGAGAAUUAAUUAGAAUCUAACAGUUUUAUAAAUUAGCAACCUCUCAAAGUUCUAAAUUAAUUAUUGGUUCACCCACUUGAAACAAAAACUCUCAGAAAUAACGCUCAGUUUCAAACUAACAUUCCCUAAUUAUCUGGUGCUAACAUAAUAUCUGACAGAUAAACACAAGGUUCAAGAUUAAAAAAGACCAGAAACACUCAAGUUCCUGCUUAUGAGUCCUCAAUUCAACAUACAAAGCAAGCCUAUUCUUCUUUUAACCAAGAUUAGAGUAAAGAUAGACUAUAAUAAACACUUAAUGAAGAUAGCAUUUAUUCCCUAAACAAUUAUAAGGUGGGGUAAGAAUUUUUAGACACUUAAAUUAUGAAUUCAACUCUCAAUAACAAUGAUUAAAGCCCAAACAUUAAGAAUUUAACCAAUAAUGCGAACAAUUCUCUAAUAUUUGUUAAGGAUAGCAGUGAUGCUGUGGAAGAAAAUAGCUUUUAAAUUAGAAAGCCAGCUAAUAUAAUGAAGCCACUGAGAAAUUAAAAGAAAGCUAAGUCUACAAUUAGAGGUGCAUCCAUUUAAAGUGUUUAGAAAUCAAAUCAAAACAAUCCCUAAAGCCUCAGACAAAACAAAAUUAAUUAAUCAUAGAACUAAUUUAACCAGAAAAUUAUUUCUGGGUAGCAUGAUCUACUCAGACCAUAGAGUCAGUUAACUUAAAAUCUGAAGGAUAGUGCAGGUUCAAUGAAUAGUGCCAUGACAAAGCCCAAAGAUGAUUACAGCGAUAAACUGAAUUUGACAACCCAAAACCAACCUAAUAUGAUGAAUAUUUCAACAAUAAGUAAUAAUCAAGCUAAGAGCUCAUUUAACAAUUCCUAAGGGGGUAUUAGAAUCAAAUAAACACCAAUUAGGAUUAUCAGAUAGGGAAAUGUGGUAAAAGGAAAUCAGAAAUAAGAUCUAAAUAUGUCAGCAUAGAUUUACCAAACGAAAUAAACUUCUGAAAAUACUAACAAAAUAUAAACUAAUAUCUAAAAUUCUUAUCAGCAAGAUUAAAGAAUCCUCUACAGUUAAACAAAGCAUGAAAAUGUUUCAGAUGCGAAUGAGCUUCAAUUUGAGAACUGUAAGCUUAAUUCCUUUGGUAAGAGUAACGUUGCUUCAUAAUCUGCAUCAAAUCAGUUAAUACUUAACAAGCUCAACUCAAACAAAUCUAAUGAGAAUAGCAAGUCUAUAUACUCAAAUAAUUCUAACCUUAUAGGCAGUAGUUUCCUUAAAAACAAUACACUCCCUAAUAAGUUUAAUAUGAGUGGAAAUCUGUCAAAGUCAAUCAUCAUUCAUCAUCACAAGAACUAGAAUCUUGUAAACACGAUUGGAAGAUAUAACGAUGACUUGUACAUUCAGGAUUUGGAUGAUAUAGAAGAGGGUGUUGAUAAUAAAUUGGACCAAGACGAGGGUAACGGCCAAGAAUAUGGAUUUCUGAUUGAAAAUGACUUUAUUGAAAAUUAAGAGAGUAAGAUUUAUGUAAAUUCAGUAACUAACACAGGCAUGAAAAACUAAGAUUCUCCCAUGAAAAGUUCAAUGCUUCAUAAUAAAUAGAUAAGAGAUCAUUCAGCUUCUCAAAUCUCCGGAUAAACAGAGGCUACUAGUUUUUACCACUAGAAUUAAUCAAAAGCCUUCGUCCCCAUUUCUAGUGCAGCAAAAAACUUUUCUUAUUAAUCUAACAUAAUGAAUCAUACGGCUCAAAGAGACAAUUAGUCGUCAUUCAUGCGUAUUGAUUUGAUUUCAACUUCAUUCGAUAAAUAAAACCAAAUUUAAGAUGACACUAGCCAGACUUAGGUGUAAAGAAAAACACUAAGCAGUUAAAAUGCAUUACUUAGUUUGCUCUCUCAAGAUGAUUUUACUAAGAUGAGGCAAGAUAUACAUAAUCAUAUAGACAAAAUUGGAGGCAAAAUAGAUGAAAUCGCAGCUUCAGAAGAGGAAGAAGAUUAAUACUAGGAUUAAUUAUCUACUAGUAAUAGAAUAGCUCAAGAUCAGGUAAUUGAUGACGAUGAAUAGGUGAUAUUGACUAGUUUCAGAGGCUAUGAAAAGAAAUCUAUUGGUAAAGGCAUUAACAAUAAUAAUAUGAGUGAUAAUGCAUAUUAAGAUGAUAGCGGAAAGCAUAGUCAUUAGAUUGAAGACUUUGAUAGUUAUAAUGGUUUAGAGGAGUCUCCAAGAUAGAAUACUAAAUAUAUGAAAUCUUGA